UCAUGAAGUAAACUGCUCACCGAGGGAAGGAGGCAGGAGCGGCGCCGCCGGAGCAGCAUCUUUCGCCUUGUGUUUGGGUGUGAAUCUGGGGAUUCAAGCCCUCCCUGCAUUGCCUUUUCUCUGAGCUCCAGAUGAAGCGGAGACUUUGCAGACAAGAGCACCUAAGGAGGGAGAGCGGCAGCAGGAGGAGUUGGCGUUUAGCUGCAGAGCUUCAAGUCUUCCCAUCCAUAGGUGGCCAAGCACCAGCAUUUUAAAGGUCUCCAUCUCCCUUUCCUGCCUUUAGACAAUAAGGUAUUUAUGAGCCGCCAUUUCUUAUACUACUGCAGUGAACCUACCCUGGAUGUGAAGAUUGCCUUUUGUCAGGUGUGUGUUCCUUACAGGUAAAACAAGGGAUUCGGGAAACAAGUGGAUGUGUCAUAUAUUGCCAAAUAUUACAACAUGAGUAAAAGCAAAGUUGACAACCAGUUCUACAGCGUGGAAGUGGGUGACUCGACCUUCACAGUUCUCAAGCGCUACCAGAACUUAAAACCAAUCGGCUCUGGGGCUCAGGGAAUAGUUUGUGCUGCAUAUGAUGCUGUUCUCGACAGAAAUGUGGCCAUUAAGAAGCUCAGCAGGCCGUUUCAAAAUCAAACACAUGCGAAGCGAGCUUACAGGGAGCUAGUCCUCAUGAAGUGUGUGAAUCACAAAAAUAUUAUCAGUUUAUUAAAUGUCUUCACACCACAGAAAUCUCUGGAGGAGUUCCAGGAUGUGUAUUUAGUAAUGGAGCUGAUGGAUGCCAACUUGUGCCAGGUGAUUCAGAUGGAGCUAGACCACGAGCGAAUGUCUUACCUGCUCUACCAAAUGCUCUGCGGCAUCAAGCACCUUCACUCUGCAGGAAUCAUUCACAGGGAUUUAAAACCAAGUAAUAUUGUGGUAAAAUCUGACUGCACAUUGAAGAUCCUGGAUUUUGGACUGGCCAGAACCGCAGGCACUAGCUUCAUGAUGACUCCUUAUGUGGUCACACGUUAUUACAGAGCACCGGAGGUCAUCUUGGGAAUGGGCUACAAGGAGAAUGUGGAUAUAUGGUCAGUAGGAUGCAUUAUGGGAGAAAUGGUGCGCCACAAAAUCCUCUUUCCAGGAAGGGAUUAUAUUGACCAGUGGAAUAAAGUAAUUGAACAGCUCGGAACCCCCUGCCCAGAAUUCAUGAAGAAACUCCAGCCCACAGUGCGGAACUAUGUGGAAAACCGACCUAAAUACGCCGGCCUCACUUUCCCCAAACUCUUCCCAGACUCUCUCUUCCCAGCCGAUUCAGAACACAACAAACUCAAAGCUAGCCAAGCCAGGGACCUUUUGUCAAAGAUGCUAGUGAUUGACCCAGCCAAACGGAUAUCAGUGGAUGAAGCCUUACAACAUCCGUACAUUAAUGUCUGGUAUGACCCAGCGGAAGUGGAGGCGCCACCUCCACAGAUAUACGAUAAGCAGCUGGAUGAAAGAGAACACACAAUUGAAGAGUGGAAAGAAUUAAUCUACAAGGAAGUAAUGAAUUCUGAAGAAAAGACUAAAAAUGGUGUAGUAAAAGGACAGCCUUCUCCCUCAGGUGCAGCAGUGAACAGCAGCGAAAGCCUCCCUCCAUCCUCAUCCGUCAAUGACAUUUCCUCCAUGUCCACAGACCAGACCCUGGCGUCGGACACUGACAGCAGUUUGGAAGCUUCUGCAGGGCCCCUCGGUUGUUGCAGGUGACUAGCCGCCUGCCUGCGAAACCCGACGUUCUUCAGGAGAUGAUGUAAUUUAGGGGAGGGGGGGAAGAAUCAUUGUGGUCAUAAAAGAAUUCGAUGAUGGCAAGGAAGAAAAAAAAUUAAAGGAAAAACAAACACACAUGAUGAUUAAAUACAACAAAACCCUUUCAGCCUGCUUCUCUUAAAAGAGUUAUGUAAAUGCAGCUAAGCUCAAGUGUAUAUUUAACUUAAUAGUUGCUCUGCUUUGGUCUUCUUCCAAUGAUGCUUACUGCAAAACAAGGAAAAAAGGGGAAAAAAGAAGCCCUUUUUCAUAAAUUUUGCAAAACUUUAAUGGCUGCAAAACCAGCAAGCUGCAACUGUCCUUUUUCACGUUGGCAUGACAAGGUGGGCAGAACCCCAACCCCUUUGUGUAUACAUGUGUGCAUAUCUAACCCUUUCUGCUUCUGUUUUCAGCAGAUGUACAGAAAACUGCACAUGUAUCUUGGUGUACAUACAUGCAAAUAUGCAUUUGAGGAUAUAUAUGGAGCUGUGUGUGUACAUGUAUCUAAAGAGCAG
Lacerta agilis (Sand lizard) is the source of this 2270-nucleotide messenger RNA. It is a transcript of the gene MAPK10, whose product is annotated as mitogen-activated protein kinase 10. Lineage: Eukaryota; Metazoa; Chordata; Lepidosauria; Squamata; Lacertidae. The coding region runs from base 439 to 1719 and encodes 426 amino acids. The record is from RefSeq and is a predicted model, not a curated record. Gene Ontology annotation, molecular function: ATP binding; JUN kinase activity. The transcript has 14 exons. Gene Ontology annotation, cellular component: cytoplasm; nucleus. Gene Ontology annotation, biological process: protein phosphorylation; JNK cascade.